Sycon ciliatum is the source of this 2120-nucleotide messenger RNA. RefSeq lists its product as uncharacterized. The record is from RefSeq and is a predicted model, not a curated record. Bases 381 to 1628 code for a protein of 415 amino acids. The transcript has 13 exons. Gene Ontology annotation, cellular component: trans-Golgi network; recycling endosome; early endosome. Gene Ontology annotation, biological process: receptor recycling; retrograde transport, endosome to Golgi; endosome organization. NCBI's taxonomy places the organism in Eukaryota, Metazoa, Porifera, Calcarea, Leucosolenida, Sycettidae.
AGUAGACUCUACUAGCAGCAGAGCGACAGGGAUCGAUCAUCGUACCGACGUCCGUACUUUCACAACUCAGUGACGGCCAGCCUCUCUCAAAUAUCACCCCGCUGUCCCCAGAAAAGGCUUUCCCUUACAUGAACGAAUGCAAGUGGAUAAAUCUGGUGUGUGUGGGAGAAAAUCUGCUUUCAACAGCUGAAUAAUAAGUUCUUCUCGGAAUCAGAGAAGCUUCGUGGCCUGGAUUCCAGUCUCUAUUCUGUGUCCAGUUCAAGCGUUAGAUUUUCGAGUUCUCGAUUGUUCUGAAUCGCUAGCGUGGCUGUAGUGAGUGAUGCAACUCCAGUGCUAGUGCUAGUGCCUUUGGGCCCUUACAUAGCUUGUACUGCGGCAGAAUGGCGGAGGCCGCAGCUGCUGGCGAUGCCUCGACGUUGGACAGCAGUGGUAGCAGCAGAAGCAGUACUGGAGGAAGAAGAGGCCCAAGAGCUGCUGGCGAGGAGCUGAUCCAUGAAGGUUGGUGCGUGAAGGAGAGCGGGACCAAGUUCUGCGGCCGCUACCAAUGGCAGAAGCGCUGGUUUCGACUGGUCACGGACACCCAGGGCCAAUCUCGGUUGUCAUACUACAAGGCCUGCACUGCUGACAGCACGCAGAUGGCUGGGAGUGUCACGUUGGAUCCAUCAUACUGCACUCGUCCAGUGGAGAAGCAGCAUGGAAAAGUACAGCCAUUCUGCUUUGCCAUCGGUCCGCUGGUCGAGGAUGGCCUGAAGAGAACGUACUACGUCAGCUGCGCGUCGGAGCAAAUCCGACAGGAGUGGAUGGAGGUUUUGGACGCUGUUAUAGAGGGAGUUCCGGAAGACGCUCAGCGGCGGAGAGCGACUGUUUCCCAUAGAAUGGCAACCGGCAAUGUUGACAUUGGUGAUGAACCAGGGCAGGGUGAUCAGAAAGUUAACCGACUAUAUGCCGAGCCGAAGGCCCGACUACAGGAAUGGGUAGAGUUGCACCGCAUUGCUGCUGACCAGUCAAUCUGGAAGAAGUCAGACAUGAAGUCUGGCAUACGGGUGUCGCGGGCGCAGUUUGCCGAUCGCAGCUCCUGUGAUCAGAUCAAGAUUGAAGGUGUGGUGAAUGCGUCUGUGGAGUUGCUGUAUACGUUUCUGAAGCAAGCGAGCCAACCGGGUGGAAAGCUUGAUUACCCCUUUCGGCAGGAGGAGGUGCUGGAGGAGUUGGAAGAUGAGCCGGAGGGGCAUGUCUUCUACAACCAGUACAACGUACCGUGGCCACGGAUAUCACAGAGAGAAAUCUGCUGCACGUGUGCUUGGGUGCCAGAGCACAUAUCACCGCCAGAAGUUGGGCCCUCGUGUGGUGCAGUGCUGUAUUCUGUGGAGCACAGGAAGAAGCCACGCAAGCCGGAUGCCUACCGUGUGCGCCUGGAUGCCAGUGGCAUAUUUCUGAAGCAUCACCCAACAGAGAGCGGCCAGGUGGUGACAUACAUGACGGCCGUUGUACAAAUCAACACGAUGACUUCUCUGCAACGCAUGCUACGUGGUGCAUAUAGAAGCGGUCUCCUGAAGAUGGGCUUGCGGUCAGGCUUUGAGCACAUCGUGGAGCAAGUGGAAAACUACCAGCGGAUUAUAAGCGGGUACUAGAGCAUAGCAGCGUGCGUGGCCAGUGACUUGUUAAAAACAAACACGCCCAUGUUACCUAUCUAAGUACCCAAUGCUACCUAGUACCCAAUGCUACCUAAAUACCUACCUAAAUAAGUAUGUACCGGGACUUUGAACCAGGGAGAUGUAAACGUGUAUGACUCAGUGCUUUGAACUGUAGCUAAUGCCUGUAACAGUACAUUUUGUUAGCUAUACGAACAUCAAUUUUGAGCCAAUUGACAACAUUAAUAUUCGAAUCAAAGUCGUUUCUUCUCAUCAUAAAUUGUACACAAUCUUUAUUACUAUACCUGUACCACCAAAUAACACAUUAGUGCAUGCGCACUGAAUGUCGCAUUCAUAUUCCCCAUUCUUCUUAUUGCACUUAGAAGUACACGAGUGCACGCACCCACACUUGUACUUGCUCACUGUCAUAAACUGGUGACGUGGGUCUCCCCGGGAGGGGGGAGAGACUCAAAAGGAAACUUGGAAAGAUGA